AUGUAUGUACACUUGGAUGCUACCGGAUCCACGGUCACUGCCGUCCACAUCCAGGCGCAGCGGGAUUUGUCCAUCGUCGAUCGAGUCCUAGAGCCACAAACAAUUCCUCAUUUCAUGGAAUUUGCUCUGGGGGGAUCGCUUCCCGACGGUACCCGUCCCGAUUCGAUUGGGACCAUGACCCCAGAUGAGAUCCGCUUUACACAAGAGAACCACCCUCCAGGAUCUGAUGGCGAGUCUAUUAUGAACCGUGUCAUGAACCGAAUAGGCUCUGUGGAAGACAAUAGCCGACUCUGUCUUGUCGGCAAAAACAUUCACUCCCUCAAGUCCCGUCUCUGGGAAGGCAUCGUGCCUCUGAGCGACCAACGAUGGCACGAGAGAGGUCUCCAUCUCUCAGAGAAUUUCGAUAUAGCCUGUCAGCAUCUGUCAGCCGUGGUCGCGGUAUUUGAGUAUCUCAACAAUGGGCAAGUCCGCUAUGAUCUUCGCAGGACCUUUAACCUCAUUUAUGAGCACUGGGAAUCGCUGGAUACCGUUCUCAAUGAGAAAAGAGCCGAGACCGGUGCGGAUUCUAUCAGUAUGGCCAAACUAUGGACCAUAUACAUGAACAAAUCCUACAAAGUCAUGACCCAGAAUGCAUAUAAUUGGGUCACGAAGCAUAUCGAUGCUCUGAGAGCUCCCAUACUGCAGGGUCUAUUAGACCAUCAGUCUUUGACUGAAGGAAUGGGGCAGCCAGACGCAACGCAGUGGAAAUUCAUGGACAGACUGCAUAUGUUAUUGGAAAUCUCCGUGCGUGCAGACUCCGGAAUCAUGAUUCCAAUGGAAGGUUACCGGGGGUAUAAUAAAGCCCCAAGGAAUGGCCCCGGUCCAGCGGAGAUGUAUGUCUCGGACUAUGCUAAGCGUGGUGAGGUUUACUCUAAGCGGUUGAAGUCACUCAGUCACCAGAUCAUGUACCAGAGGAUCUUGCGCGGCGGUGGCAGACGUAACCAAACCUCUGGAGAAUCCUAUCAUGAAUCAGCAAUGCAGCAACUCGAAGCCCAGAACCAGGUGAGACGGGAGCUUCGUGGCAAUUCUAGUGGUUCCAUAGCACAUGAGCCUUGGAUGGUCUACUCCUUGCGUACUAUUCGCCGUGCUAAAGAGAAGAAUGAACAACAAGACUGUGGAUUAGCUAUCUACCGUCUCACACACGAGCAAUCGGAGUCUGAGUGGGCAGGAUUUGUUCAAAAACUUGAAGCACACAUCUCCGAUUGGGGUAAAGGCCAGGCUGGCAGUGAUACCCUCAGAACCCAUUUGAAACUUCACUGGGUAGAUGGAAAGGAACUCGGGUUCGCCGAGAAUGACAUUGAAGCUGCUAAAAAACAUUUCAACGAGUUGGUGAAGAAGGAUGACAAAACCAAGAACAAUGACGAAGAAGAUGAAAACGACGGCGAGGGCAAAAGCUGCAAAAGUAAAAGCAACGAAAGUACAUUGCCUCUGAAACUACAGUCACAUGCGUUCCUCGUUGUCGACUCCGCAUCCUUUGUAUCUUACACCACCGACUCCUACCAAGCCACAGUAUCCGAAUCUCUUCAAGGCGACUUUGCCGGCUUUGUCCUCGCCGUCGAUCCCCAUUUUGACCCGAAAGAAGGCGUCGACCGACCGGACGAGUCACCUGGCUACAUUGGCCAGAUGCGUAUCCUUGGAAGUCUGGUCUGGGGUGAUUUAUAUGCGUUCCUAGAAGCUCAGUCGGCUCGCUUGGAAGAUCUGUGGCCGCUUGCAAUGUACCAUCCGAAUCGGGUAUACGCCGGGCCAACCGUGCCGCUCCAGGUGUUCCAAUGGCGGGCCCAAAAUGCAAUUCGCUGGAACUUUUGCGUGAGGCACUCAAGUAUGCAAAGG
This is a messenger RNA of Penicillium daleae, 1869 nucleotides long. RefSeq lists its product as uncharacterized. The annotation marks the transcript as partial. The record is from RefSeq and is a predicted model, not a curated record. NCBI's taxonomy places the organism in Eukaryota, Fungi, Ascomycota, Eurotiomycetes, Eurotiales, Aspergillaceae. The transcript is spliced from 3 exons.